AUGCCCAAGGCGAAAGGCAAAGGUGGCAAGAACCGCCGUCGCGGAAAGAAUGAUGACGGUGACAAGCGUGAGCUUGUAUUCAAGGACGAGAGCCAGGAAUACGCGCAGGUCGUAAAGAUGUUGGGCAAUGGCCGUCUCGAAGCGAUGGGCUUUGACGGUGAGAAGCGCUUGGCCCACAUUCGUGGCAAACUGCGCAAGAAGGUGUGGAUCAACACCGGUGACAUCAUCCUGCUUUCGCUGCGUGAGUUUGAGGAUGGCAAGGCCGAUGUGAUUCAGAAGUACACGCCCGAUGAGGCACGUAGUCUGAAGCAAUACGGUGAGCUGCCUGAGACGACCAAGAUCAACGAGGAGGCCUUUGGUGACGACGAAGGUGGCGAGAUUGAGUUCCAGGAGGCGAGUGACGAGGAGGACGAGGACCUUGAUGACUUGUAA
Molecule: messenger RNA, 432 nt
Organism: Malassezia pachydermatis
Lineage: Eukaryota; Fungi; Basidiomycota; Malasseziomycetes; Malasseziales; Malasseziaceae
Product: eukaryotic translation initiation factor 1a
Exons: 1
Coding region: 1-432 (143 amino acids)
Biological process (GO): translational initiation
Cellular component (GO): cytoplasm
Molecular function (GO): translation initiation factor activity; RNA binding
Source: RefSeq, a predicted model, not a curated record